This is a messenger RNA of Rubroshorea leprosula, 1563 nucleotides long. NCBI's taxonomy places the organism in Eukaryota, Viridiplantae, Streptophyta, Magnoliopsida, Malvales, Dipterocarpaceae. The record is from the annotation of a GenBank genome assembly.
CCCGACCCUCUGCACCCGAGAAGCCCACCAACUACCGCCACCCAUUUCCGGCCGGAAAUCCAGCAAAGCUUGGGGGUUUUCUCCUUCUUUUCUUGUUCUUGAACCCAGAAAUCCCCCCUCCUUGCUGGAAAUUCCAGAUCUGCGCUGUCUUCUCCCCUCUGUCCGUCGGCCUCUGCUUGUGUGGGUGUGAAUUCUCGGCUUUUCUGGUAAGAACAGCCAUGAUUUCAUCUUUUAGCUUUGAUUUAAGUUGGGUUUGCCUUAAUUUCUCUGGGUUCUCCAUUUUGGGUUGGUCCCGUGAGUCCCCUGCAGAGAAUUCUCGCCGGCUUCUUUCCCCUGCUAGCUCCGGUUUGCUUGCUGGAAUUCUGGUUCUGAUCGUCCUGUCAAUUAGCAUUGAGAUUGAGUGCUCGGUUUUGUGCGAGUGAGGUAAGUAAAUUAUGGUAAAGCCCUUCGAUUUUAAAGCAUGUUUUCAAUUGUUUUUGAGAUGGUGGCAAGGUUUAAAUUGAUUUUAAAUUGAUUUUAUCAGCAUUUGAAUGUGAUUAAACUGAAAUGGAAAUUAUGAUGGUUUUUAUGAAAAUUUCCUUGUUUUUCUGAAAUUGAGCAUGAUUGGAAUGAAAAUGAGGAUUUUAUUGAUUUUCUGGAAAUGAGCAUGAUUGAGAAAUGAAAAUGAGGAUUUCAUUGUUUUUCUGGAAUAGAGCAUGCCUAUUUGGGAAUUGACGGAACUGUUUUGAUGAACUGAGAGUUUGCAAAUUCUGAGUUUUCUGUUAAAUCCAUGGUCACAUGGAAAUUUUCUGGUUUGAUUCUGAGAUUUGAGAUUGAUUGUGAAUUAUGGAUUUUUGGAAAUCCUGCAUGGUUUUGUCUCGGAUAUAGUCAUGAUUACUGACGCCCGCUAAUGGGAGCUGUAAACGCUAGCACAUGUCGACAUGUAUUUCUGUGGAACCGGUUCACCCUGCCUAUGGGGUUAAACACUGGCACUAUUACUGACGCCUGCCAGUGGGAGUGUGUUAAACACUGGCACUAUUACUGACGCCUACCAGUGGGAGUUUGUAAACACUGGUACCAUUAUUGACGCCUGCCAGUGGGAGUUUGUAAACACUGGCCAUGACUUAUGGAUGAGACUAUUGAACUGAGUUUUAUUCUGCAUGAACGGUUUGUCAUGAAUGCUUUGCAAUUGAACUGAAUCUGAUUUUGUCACUGAGCGUUUUGGUUAUAUUAAACUGUUUAUCUGGCAUGCUUAAAAGUUUUUACCCAAGGGCUAUCCAUAUUUACUUACUGAGUUAUCUCAUAGUUUUCCUUGUCCACCAUUUUAGGAAUCGAAACCGAGGACGGGGAAACCAAGGGGAGUGACGAAUUAGAAGGCUAGCCAUUCAAUUGGGGUAUAAGUUUUAGAUUUUAUCAUCCUUUUGUAAGGUUGAUUUUAUUCAUGAGAUUUUGUGAUUUGGAUAAGUUUCGAGCCUUGUGCAUUUGUGGGACCCACUCACGAGUGCACGGCGUCUGUCGCGCCUCGGAUUUGGGUUCUGGGGUGUGACAAAUGCAUUGAACACAAAUUAAAACGAAAAAUAGAUA